Messenger RNA from Funneliformis geosporum, 528 nucleotides. NCBI's taxonomy places the organism in Eukaryota, Fungi, Glomeromycota, Glomeromycetes, Glomerales, Glomeraceae. The record is from the annotation of a GenBank genome assembly.
AUGUCAAAGUCUUACAUUUUGCCUUUUUUACAAAUGGUUCAACUUAGUGAAGAGCAGAGAAUUCAUAUAUGCACUUUAUUAGAUGAAGCAGUUUACACACAACCCGAACUUGCUGCACAAUAUAAAUCAGAUCAUCCUCAUAUUUUAACAAAUCGAAAAGUAUGCAAAACAGUUCAUUAUAUUGUUAGUGAAGAGGUUUCAACUGCGGUUCAAGUUCAAAAGAAGCUUAUUUCUAAUUAUAAGCUUGAAGUUUCUUCAAUAACUAUUCGACGACAAAAAUUUCAAAAUAGCAAAAGAGAUAAUAAUAAAGAAUAUAAUUCUUCUGAUAAUGAAGAUUUAGAUAUGGGAUUCGAAUGGGAAGAUGGAUAUUUUGAUAAAGAAGAAAGUUUAUUUCAAACUCUAGUUGACAAUAUGAAAAAUUUUAUACCAUCUAAAGAAGAAGGAAAUGAUGAUGAAGGAGAAGAAAGGAAUGAUAAUGGAGAAGUAAGAAAUGAUAAUGAAGGAAAAGAAGAAAAUGAUGAUGAAAGA